AUGGAGGUAGUCAACCCACGCGUUGCACUUUUGUCAAAUCUUGAAGUCCUCACGUUGCUGCGGGAGCUCGAGAGUGAUCACCUCACCCGCACAAAGUUAGCACAACGCAUCAAGAAAGAGGAAGAGGCCUCUGGAACUGUUCAUGGGUCCUCUACAUUAGCAAAUAUCAAUGCGCAUCUGGAGGCGACGGAAAAUCUAAGAACUAUCGAAGUGGAGGCUAUUGGUUACCUCUCAGCUGACUACCUCCCAACGUCGUCUCAGUCCGCGGAAGGAGUUACGAAGCUCGUGAAGGAUCUUGCACCCUACGAGCUAACGAAGGCGGAGAAGCUGCAGGUGGUGAAUCUUGCUCCAACACUUGCUGUGGAACUGUAUGUUAUCGUAGAAGAACUGGAGGACAGGCUGGGAGAUCGCAUGGAGGAGAUCCUGACUCACGUCCGAUCAUCUACAGCGACCGCAGCGGCGUCCGCGUCCCAAAGCAUCGGGAUGGGUUCCGUUGAUGACGUGGUGCAUAUAGAAGAAGAUAGCUGGCAACACAACUCCGGGGAAGACGCUGAUGGGAUUAUUGACGAGGACAUGUUUGAUGACACGGGUGAGGGCGCUGGCGUGGAGGGUGAUCUUGAUGUGGAUGAUGACGAUUAA
This is a messenger RNA of Laccaria bicolor S238N-H82, 639 nucleotides long. RefSeq lists its product as uncharacterized. Gene Ontology annotation, molecular function: nucleotide binding. Gene Ontology annotation, cellular component: RNA polymerase III complex. NCBI's taxonomy places the organism in Eukaryota, Fungi, Basidiomycota, Agaricomycetes, Agaricales, Hydnangiaceae. The coding region runs from base 1 to 639 and encodes 212 amino acids. The transcript is spliced from 4 exons. The record is from RefSeq and is a predicted model, not a curated record. Gene Ontology annotation, biological process: transcription initiation at RNA polymerase III promoter.